CGACUGUCAAGCUGCAGCUUCUAAGCAGCUGACUUAGACAGACCCAAACUGACCUGAUACGUAUUUAAACUAUAAACGGAUGAUUGUUGUGCGACUCAGUGACUGCGUUCGUGUUAAGUGGUACUGAACCUCUUAGUCUGAAAUGUAUCUCUUAUUUUAUGUGGCUGAAACUUCAUUUAUUCCUCUAUUUAGUCGGUUAUUCCGCCUAUAACUUGCACUUGCUGGAAAGCUGUCUUAGCUAACUUAGUUCAAAAUGACUCUUCCAGCUUUGCACAACACCAGCGUGCUUUAUAGACGAAUUUUAUCACAGUUUCCUCAGGACAUCAGUUUAGCUUUUGCCUAUGGAUCUGGCGUUUUCAAACAACACGGGACACACCAAGGUCAAAUGGACAAGAACAUGCUGGACUUUGUGUUUGCGGUGGAUGACCCAGUGACGUGGCACACCAUGAAUCUGCUGCAAAAUCGCAAACAUUACUCCAUCCUCAAGCUACUGGGGCCCACGAUGAUCAGCUCUGUGCAAAAUGAACACGGCGCUUCUGUAUACUACAACACGCUGGUCCCAGUGGAGGAUAGGAUAAUCAAAUAUGGUGUGAUUAGUACAGAGUCUCUCAUAGAUGACCUGAUGCACUGGAAGACCAUGUAUGUUGCUGGACGCCUUCACAAACCAGUGAAAAUGAUGGUGCAGAAUGACAAUGGAAAGCUCCGUGCUGCGCUGGUGGCCAACUUGAAGAGUGCUGUAAUAGCCUCCUUCCUCAUGCUGCCAGAGAGCUUCACUGAAGAAGACCUCUUCCUGCAGAUAGCUGGUCUUUCUUAUGCUGGGGAUUUUAGAAUGGUGAUCGGAGAAGAUAAAUCCAAGGUAGCAAAUAUCGUCAAAGACAACAUUCAACACUUCCGGAUUCUGUACAGCAACAUUUUACGGGACUGCCCUCAAGUGGUUUACAAACCUCAACAAGGAAAACUUGAGGUUGAUAAAAGCCCAGAGGGCCAGUUUAUCCAGCUGAUGGCAUUGCCUCGGACCCUUCAGCAAAGGAUCACAAAGCUGGUCGAUCCUCCGGGGAAAAACCGAGACGUGGAGGAGAUUCUACUGCAGGUUGCUCAGGACCCAGACUGUGGAGCUGUCGUACAUCAAGGUAUUUCAUCUAUUGUGAAAUCCUCCAGUAUAACCCAGAGUAUCAAAGGCAUUGCUACAGCUGGCAUGUGGAAGACAGUGUCAUACAGCACCAAGAAACUGAUGAAGAUGUGGAAGGGUUGGAGGAGGAAGCCGUCCGUCUCACAGAUGUCCUGAUCCUGUUUGUUGACCAGAUCUUUCUCUGUAACCUGUCAGCCAGAAAAUCAAUGUCCAUCCUUGAUUUUUCUCUGUCAAACUCUGGCUGGAAGAACCACACACUUCCCUGUGGUUAUAUCACUGCACAGCCUCUAUGAAUGGAAUCACUGAGCAGUCUGUGUUUGAAUAGUGUAGAACCGUCAGUACUGUACAACUGCCCUUUAUCAUGCAUUUCAUGAAAGUUGUAGAAAAGAGGUUGACAUUUUACAAGCCUGACUGAAUUACGGCUGACAUUUAAUGGUACUAUGGAUCGGACCUUUCGGCGUAAUGACUACAGUGACUGGGGAGCUGCUGAAUUGCUACCUCUGGACCCACAGCACUAAAUUAGUGUGAACACAGCAUGCAUCAAGUACCACAAGUAUAGUCAAGAAAGGACUUUGCUGUCUUCUGUCAUCUUUUUAAUUAUGCAAAUGAUGUUAGAUGUGUGCAUUUUCUUCGUGAACGGUCAGAUGACAGGCAGCUAAGAGAUUGAGAAUGAUAUUUCUGUUUUGUCUUUUGUGCUUAGAGGGGGCUUUAUUGAACUCUAUUCAGAUGUGGACUGGCGUUACAUGUCACAGACACACACACACACACACACACACACACUUUAUACCCCUCUUAGCUUGCCAAAGAUCUCAAUUCCUUGAUCUCUUUAAUAUCCUUUUACCGGCAGUCUUGCUGUUUGUCCAAUCUUUAUGUCGGUAUUCAUAAAAUAAAAGAUUGGGUCAAAUUUAUUUCAUGAUAAAAAUGUUGGUCAUUGUUAAGUUUAUCUCUCUGUUACUUGUUACUUAUUUUUAUCAGCGUAUCAUAUUAAGAGAACUGGAGGUCUUCAGUACUUGCUGUAGUCUAAUUCAAUUACACAAAUUGGGUUUAAUACAAAUUGUAAUACAA
Molecule: messenger RNA, 2194 nt
Organism: Etheostoma cragini (Arkansas darter)
Lineage: Eukaryota; Metazoa; Chordata; Actinopteri; Perciformes; Percidae
Gene: tamm41
Product: TAM41 mitochondrial translocator assembly and maintenance homolog
Exons: 8
Coding region: 254-1285 (343 amino acids)
Biological process (GO): CDP-diacylglycerol biosynthetic process; cardiolipin biosynthetic process
Cellular component (GO): mitochondrion
Molecular function (GO): phosphatidate cytidylyltransferase activity
Source: RefSeq, a predicted model, not a curated record